This is a messenger RNA of Exophiala bonariae, 1743 nucleotides long. RefSeq lists its product as uncharacterized. Gene Ontology annotation, biological process: positive regulation of transcription by RNA polymerase II. Gene Ontology annotation, molecular function: transcription cis-regulatory region binding; zinc ion binding; DNA-binding transcription factor activity, RNA polymerase II-specific. Lineage: Eukaryota; Fungi; Ascomycota; Eurotiomycetes; Chaetothyriales; Herpotrichiellaceae. Gene Ontology annotation, cellular component: nucleus. The record is from RefSeq and is a predicted model, not a curated record. The transcript has 2 exons. The coding region runs from base 1 to 1743 and encodes 580 amino acids.
AUGGCAGUCGCUGACCCACCUCAAGCUCCUCAGGGGAGGACACGGCCGUCGAGAGCACGUGGCCUGCGCACUUCCACAGGCUGCCUCACGUGCAAGACUAGGCGGGUCAAAUGUGACGAGGGAAAGCCAAUCUGCAGAGGGUGCGCUAGGUCGGAUGACAGAAAGUGCGUCUACAGCAAUGCGCUUGGCGAUAGUAUAUCAUCCGAAGAAAAUCAACAUCUACCAAGCCCAACAGCUAGACCUCCGGAGAAUGAGUCUCUCUCGAAUAACGCGCAGAUUCAGUCUACAGACCAGGAGAAGCUUUUAGAGCACUUUCCCGUUGACACGACAUCGCAGCCGGAUUCUGUAGACAGUGGAAUUGGCGACUGUUCCCAGUACGAAGACAUACAAACCCAGUUGCGGUGGCAUUCGUUCGGUCAGAGCAUAGAAUCGGUCCAGGGGCCAGAAUCUUUCAAUAGUCCCGCACAAAGCCUGUACCUUAUCGAUGGUAGUCGCGGUUCAAGCACACCCCUAACGCCAGGAGAUGGCACGCUUGAGUGGUAUGAUUUGGUGGCACAAGAUGCCGUGAUUGAUGUUGACAAGAUUGCUAUUGCCGAGUCUAGUCCUAGAUGGAACUUUGAUGACGGGGUUUCACAUCGCAAAGUCGGGCGUGAAAAGGUGCAAAGCAUGCAGCACGACACAGAUAGUGGUGGCUUAAAAAUGGUCCCCAAUCGCGAUGUGGAUUUCAAGGCUCACGAAAUUGAGUACUUAACUUACUACAUUCGUGUGGUCGCUCCAAUGCUGGACUUCUUCGAUCGUUCCUGCCAAUUUACGGAGGUGGUUCCUCAGCUCGCUCGAAGAAAUAUCGGACUUGCGAAAUCAAUAUUUGCUGCGGCAGCUCGACAUAAGUCACUUCAUGGUCUCGCGGAGGAAGCCCGAAAUCGCGACUGUCGAUAUGCAACCGAGUUUCUCUACGACGCCUUGAACUCUCUGGCGAGCGCAAUCCAAGAUACAGCGUACGCCCAAAGUCAGGAGACUCUUGCCACAGUUGUUAUGAUCAGCACGUGUGAAAUGCUCAAUGGCAGCAGCAAAGAGCUUGAACGCCAUCUCAGAGGGGCUUUUUGGAUACAUCGUCACCAGACUAACGAUGGUGAAUCGACUGGUCUUAGACGAGCUACUUGGUGGGCUUGGCUUCGCCAGGACAUAUGGGCUGCAUUCAGUAAUGGUCGAAAAACCUUGACCAUGUGGACUCCGAAAGAAAAUCUUGCUACUUUGUCUGCAGACGAUCUCGCUUUGCGCAUUUGCUACAUAAGCGCCAAAGUCGUUGACUACGUUUCACGAGAAGCUAUACAGACGCAAGAAUGGCAUCUUCGUUUGACCCAUGGAGAGCGGCUACAGCAGGAUCUCGAUGACUGGUUCAGUGUUUUACCUGACUCUUACAAGCCAUUGCCAGGCCACGGAUUCUGGGUGAACCCGCCACCAUAUGCAGGUGCAUUGCAGUAUUAUUAUUUUUCGACGCUCGUCCUAUCUUUACAUCGACCAUUUCUCGGAGGUAUAACGGAACAUCGAGCUCGCGAAAAAACCAUCACGGAGACUGUCGAGAAUGUGAUCAACAUCGUUAGGGCGAACGCCACAUCACAUGCAAUGGCAUUAGUCAACUUUCAGGCUCUUGAUGCAGCCCGACUGUGUUCGGAGGGACCGCAGAACAUGACUGUGUAUAUCAUCGCCUGCCCCAUUGAUACCGCAAUCGAGUUUUUGUAUUAG